Funneliformis geosporum is the source of this 183-nucleotide messenger RNA. NCBI's taxonomy places the organism in Eukaryota, Fungi, Glomeromycota, Glomeromycetes, Glomerales, Glomeraceae. The record is from the annotation of a GenBank genome assembly.
GAAAAAAAACCUAUUUGGCAAUGGUUUAAUGAAGGUGAUGAAAUUAAUAGUUCUCAUUAUUUUGCAAUAUGUAAUUUUUGUAGACAAAAAUUUCCCGGUGAACCUUCAAAAAUGGUUAAACAUUUAAUAGAAAAAUGUAUAGAAAUUCAUCAAAAUGAGCGUAAUAAUAUAAAGAUAUUUUAG